This is a messenger RNA of Sarcophilus harrisii (Tasmanian devil), 860 nucleotides long. Its product is annotated as trypsin-like. The annotation marks the transcript as partial. The record is from RefSeq and is a predicted model, not a curated record. The transcript is spliced from 3 exons. Gene Ontology annotation, biological process: proteolysis. Lineage: Eukaryota; Metazoa; Chordata; Mammalia; Dasyuromorphia; Dasyuridae. Gene Ontology annotation, molecular function: serine-type endopeptidase activity.
AGGGAGAUUGAUAUAAUCAAUAAUUUCCAUUUCUUUUCCCCCUCAGUUGCUUUUCCUGAUAAUAAUGUGGGAAGGAUCAUAGGAGGAAAAAACUGUGAAAAGAACUCAGUGCCUUAUCAGGUGUUUAUAGCUACUGACAGCUUUAUUUGUGGUGGUUCCCUCAUCAAUGCCCAGUGGGUACUUUCAGCUGCUCACUGCUACAGUCCCCAAAUCCAGACUAUCUUGGGUGCCUACAACCUUGAAGUCUUUGAAGGCACUGAGCAAAUCAUCAAUUCUACUAAGGUGAUCCGCCACCCCAAGUACCACAAGAAGGAUAUUAACCAUGAUAUUAUGUUGAUUAAGCUGACUAAGCCUGCCAUCCUUAACUCUUACAUAUCUACAAUCUCCCUGCCUACUUCCUGCGUGGCUGCCGGCACUAACUGCCUCAUCUCUGGCUGGGGCAAAACUCGGUCUGGUUUCUGCAAGUGUCCAGCUGAAUUAGAACCAAGAGCCAAAUUCCCCAGCAUCCUUCAGUGCUUGAAUGCUCCUGUGCUCUCUGACGAGAUCUGCCGAGUCGCCUACCCUGGUCAGAUCACCAACAAUAUGAUCUGCAUGGGAUUUAUGGAAGGUGAAAAAGAUGCCUGCCAGGGUGACUCAGGUGGUCCUGUGGUCUGCAAUGGCCAACUCCAAGGCAUUGUUUCAUGGGGCAUAGGCUGCGCCAAGAAAGGCUAUCCAGGCGUCUAUACCAAGGUCUGCAACUACGUGGAUUGGAUUGAAAAGACCAUAGCUAACAACUAAGCUCCUUUCGCCACUUCCCUUCCUUCAUGUCCUCUUUCUAGCAGUAGAAAGGAGAUCCAACAAUUUCCACUGCAGCUGCAGGU